AUGGCAGUCGUCAAGACCUCGGAGAUGGACUACGCCAUCAAGCCUGAAGCGUCCGUUCCUUCCGUUGAUACAUCGGAUUGGCCGCUUCUGCUUAAGAACUAUGAAAAGCUGCUCGUUCGGACCGGUCACUUCACCCCUAUCCCUGCUGGCUCCUCUCCCCUGAGCCGUGACCUGAAGUCCUACAUCAGCUCCGGUGUCAUCAACCUUGACAAGCCGUCCAACCCUUCCAGUCAUGAAGUCGUGGCUUGGAUGAAGCGGAUCCUUAGAUCCGAGAAGACUGGUCACAGUGGUACCCUUGAUCCCAAGGUCACCGGUUGUUUGAUCGUCUGCAUUGACCGUGCCACCCGCCUGGUCAAGUCCCAGCAGGGUGCCGGUAAGGACGCCCCCCCUCUUAUCUCUGCCGUCAAGCGCCAGCUCCGUAUCCGUACCAUUCACGAGAGCAAGAACUACGAGUUCGACAACGAGCGCCACCUCGGUGUCUUCUGGGUCAGCUGUGAGGCUGGUACCUACAUCCGUACCCUCUGUGUCCACCUGGGUCUUCUCCUCGGUGUCGGCGCCCACAUGCAGGAACUUCGCCGUGUUCGUUCUGGAGCCAUGGGCGAGGGCGAGGGUAUGGUUACUCUGCACGAUGUUAUGGACGCCCAAUGGGUCUACGACAACAACCGCGACGAGUCCUACCUCCGCAAGGUCAUCAGUCCUCUGGAGUCUCUGCUCACUGGCUACAAGCGUAUCGUCGUCAAGGACAGCGCUGUCAACGCCGUCUGCUACGGUGCCAAGCUCAUGAUUCCUGGUCUUCUCCGCUACGAGGCCGGUAUUGAGUGCCACGAGGAGGUUGUCCUCAUGACCACCAAGGGUGAGGCUAUCGCCAUUGGUAUCGCUCAGAUGUCCACUGUCGAGCUCACUACCUGCGACCACGGCGUUGUUGCCAAGGUCAAGCGUUGCAUCAUGGAGCGUGACCUCUACCCUCGCCGCUGGGGCUUGGGACCCACUGCCCUUGAGAAGAAGAAGAUGAAGACUGCAGGAACUCUCGAUAAAUACGGUCGCCCCAACGACGCCACCCCCGCUCAGUGGAAGAGCGAGUACAAGGACUUUAACCUUCCUAUUACCGGAACCGCUGCUGUUGCGCCCUCCGCCGAGACUAAGACCGAGACCGAGGCCCCUAAGGCUGAAUCCCCCGAGCCCGUGAAGGAGGAGGUCGAAGACAAGAAACGCAAGCGCGACGGCGAGACGGCCGAGAGGAAGGCCGAGGCCAAGAAGAAGAAGAAGGAGAAGAAGGAGAAGAAGGAGCGCCGGAAGUCCAAGCAGGAUGAUAGCGAUGACAGCGACUAG
Molecule: messenger RNA, 1329 nt
Organism: Penicillium mononematosum
Lineage: Eukaryota; Fungi; Ascomycota; Eurotiomycetes; Eurotiales; Aspergillaceae
Gene: cbf5
Product: pseudouridine synthase CBF5
Exons: 6
Coding region: 1-1329 (442 amino acids)
Biological process (GO): box H/ACA sno(s)RNA 3'-end processing; mRNA pseudouridine synthesis; snRNA pseudouridine synthesis
Cellular component (GO): box H/ACA snoRNP complex
Molecular function (GO): RNA binding; pseudouridine synthase activity
Source: RefSeq, a predicted model, not a curated record